This is a messenger RNA of Lepisosteus oculatus (spotted gar), 3256 nucleotides long. The record is from RefSeq and is a predicted model, not a curated record. Lineage: Eukaryota; Metazoa; Chordata; Actinopteri; Semionotiformes; Lepisosteidae.
GUUUAUGAAAAAUUGCACUUGCUGAAUCCAGAGCUUGAGGCUGAGGAGAUACUGAUGUCCCCAAACUCUGUACUAAAACUUCAGACUAACAGGGAUGGUGUCGGUGUUCUUACUUACCGUGUGCUGGACUGUCCCGACAAGGCAGUCUUAGUCCAGGUGGAUGAGAAGGGCCUGCUCUCUUCGGGCUCGCUUACUGGCACGGCUUCACUAGAAGUGAAUUCCCAGGAGACCUUUGGAGUCAAUCAAACUAUUAUUGUUGCUGUGAAAGUGGUUCCUGUCUCAUUCCUGAGGCUCAGUACCAGCCCAGUCUUGUACACUGCAAACAAAGAAACUCUCUCUGCCCUACCUUUGGGAACAACGCUUACUUUUACUGUUCACUUCCAUGACAGCAGUGGGGAUGUCUUCCAUGCACAAAACUCUCUCCUUACAUUUGCAACAAACAGGGAUGAUCUUGUGCUGGUUGGGAAAGGACCAAGUAACAACACCUUUAUUGUUCGAACUGUGAAUGUGGGGCUCACUUUGCUGGCUGUAUGGGAUACAGAGCAAACUGGAAUAGCCGACUACGUGGCUUUACCCGUUAGACACGUCAUUCACCCUGAGGGGGCUGAAAGUCUGGUCGUCGGCGAUGUUAUCUGCUUUCACACUCCUCUUGUGAGUCAAGAAGGAGUUUCUGGCACAUGGAGUUCCUCAUCUGGAAGUAUCCUCCAAGUUGAUGCAAAGACAGGCACAGCAGUUGCAAGAGAUUCAGGAUCUGUCACUGUGUAUUAUGAAAUUCCUGGCCAGCUGAAAACCUAUAGAGAGGUGGUGAUUACCAGUGCCAGAAGGACAACUAUAAUGACACACACUGGAGUAAAGAACACUGGAGGAGAGGUGGAUUCCAGGGUACUAGUUACCACACGAGAAACUGGCACCAAUCUAAUAGGGCUCUGUUCAUCGCCUCAGCUUGAAGCUAUCAGCGAGUUACACCCAGAGUCAAGCAUCAGCUGUCAGCUCCAGUUCAGCAGUGAUGCAGUUGACUUCCCUGCACAUGACGUGUUUGUCAUAAGAACAGGAUUUGAUCCAAGUACAGGUUUUUACUCGUGCUCAAUGAACGUGCAGCACUUGAAUGACCAGCAGUUGAAGGUCCUGAGUACCACAAGAACAGGAGUGGUGGUGAAAGUGGGCAUUCAGGGAAGCCAUUUCUCAGGGGAACAAGAUAGCGCGGAGUUACCCAUUAAUCCUGGCUUCUAUGCUGAUCAGAAUGAGAUCCUCUUGAGCGACCAGCACUUCUCCACCGAUCUGACGGUUUACGGAGCCCUGGACAUCCUGAGCCACCUGGAGGUAACAUCUAGCUCCCCUGUCAUCGUUAUCAACAAGAAGGAGGUCUCGGAUGGGUUUCCCAGCUUUGUGAAGUUCGCCGUCAGCAUUUCUGACCCAAGGCUAAUCACUCAGGGAGCCAUGUCAGCAAGAAUCUCCAUAUCUAGCCCACUUAAUGACCAGUCCAUUAUUAUUCCUGUAACUGCAAUCCAUGUAACUGAUAGAAGCACUGCAAUGCAAGCUGGGUCCACUGUGUCCAGUUCCUGGGAGGGAGCUGGGUUCUUCCAGUGGCUCAUCAACUCCUAUCAAGUGAUGUUCUUCACUCUUUUUGCACUGUUGGCCGGCACUGCUAUAAUUAUCAUUGCCUGCCAUGCAUUCCUGUCACCAAAGGAGCAGGUUUAUCAUCCAGCAUUUAUAAGGACCCCUACAUCACCAGGGUACGCCUCUCCUCCACUAAGCCCUUUCAGUGGCAAAGUACCAGCUGACUUGAGGGGCAGUCCUAAACUCCGACUCUUUUCUCCUGACUAUAAUUCCCGUUAGGAUUUAGAACACUGCAAUGCAAAGCACAGAGGACAUUAAACCACCACCUAAAAUAACGUGCCUUUCCUAUACAAUUUGAGACAUCAGGAUAUUACUUUACAGGAUGAUUUUGUAUUUCUUUCCACAUUUUAAGAUCAAAAUAGGGUGUUGGGGAUGUGAAAAAAAUGGUAUGUUUUGUGUUUUACAUGCUUGAAAUCCCGUCCUGUUUUUUUUUUUUAGUUUUACAGUAUAUAUAUAUGUUGUUUAUUUGAUUUUUUUAUUUGUAUUGUCUUGUUGCUUGUUUGCAGUGUUAGACUUUUAAAAAACACUUUGACUUAAAACUGAGGUACCUGGAUUUCGCGCUAAUGUAAUUCUUGCUUUGUGUGUUUUUGAAGCUACUGCAUUCUGACCUGUGAUUCUAACAGAAAAAGGAAAAUUCACCUUGUGAAAAAGUUUUAUAUUGAAGAAAAUGUUAGUUGUGGUAAAGCUCAGGAAUGUGAUACGCUGAUGACCAGCAUGGCACAGUAAGUGCAGGCUUUAGAUACAGGCACUCCAGGAAAAAGUAAUAUGAAGUUUGACUUGGUGUGUUUUGUUUUUGCAAUGCUGUUAAUUUCCAUAGUAAUACAGCAAUUUAAAUGUGAAUGUUUAAUACCUUCAUUUGAGCAGCUCACCUUAAUCUAUUUAAUCUUUUCUUAUAGACAUAAAAUAUCAGUUGAGAUAAAAGCAAAGACUGAAUUAUUUUGUGUGUUAAAAAUCAAGGCAAAAUCAAAGUACUAUUUUUAUGUCGGUGUUUUAUGCACCAUAACCUAUAAGAGAGUUGCCUGACGAAAGUAAAGUAAAUGUAUUGAAUGCCUUAAUACCUCGUUAAUGUAUGAGCCUAAAGCUUUAGCUGUCUGUCCUGUGAAAUCUGGUAAUGUGAAAAGGUUUUACUGUGAGUCCUUCCUAUGCAGCUUACCUUUCUGUGUUUAAGUCAUCCACUGGAAAUAACUAAUAAAGGUGAAUGAUUAGUGUGAAAGACACUGUUCUUGAAAAAAGUAUGAAGAAACCAGUUGCCUGUUCAUAUGAUUAUUUUUGGUGAAGUUCAAACUGAGUCUGUUUUAAUUAAGCUUAAAAGUACCUGCCAAGACUGCAAUGCCAAUUUUAAGUAUUUAGGGAUCUAGGAAAGAAUUUCUAUUUUUGUUAUCUGCAGAGUUUAAAAAGUUUGUAACUUGUCUUCAUUUAGCAUUUUUAGGAGUGUUGACUUAUAUGAUGCCUUAUGAACAGCUCUGUGUGUAAAGCAUGUUAAAGUUUGACCGCCUUUUUUUGCUAGACGAAUUGUUUUGAAGGUCAUGGCUUAUUUUCGAUUUUAAAUAAAAGCUGUUGAGAAAGUUGUAAACCCAUAAAGCUAAAAGUAAAUUGUCAAGCUUUUGUAUUUCUCAUUUAAUAAAUUUGUUUUUGUAAA